Spinacia oleracea (spinach) is the source of this 1609-nucleotide messenger RNA. RefSeq lists its product as uncharacterized. The record is from RefSeq and is a predicted model, not a curated record. The coding region runs from base 513 to 1397 and encodes 294 amino acids. Lineage: Eukaryota; Viridiplantae; Streptophyta; Magnoliopsida; Caryophyllales; Amaranthaceae. The transcript is spliced from 3 exons.
UUUUUCUUUAGAUCCAAAAACCCUAAAAUCUGAUUUUAUUAAAUAUUCAUACGGAGUAUUGCAAUCUGCCAGUACAAAACUCUCGUAAUUGUGCUUGCAAUUAUUAAUUUGAUACUUCAAAAUUUAUCUUGGAAAUUGUGAGUUACUAAUUCAGAUUUGUUUUUACUCUUUUUUGUUUUCUUCCGCAAACAUCCUUCCCACGUUAAUGGAGAACACAUCUCCAGUGCUGCCUGCAACCAUGGUUAUUCCGGCAACCCCAACCACAACCUGCGCCUAGUCCUACACCUCCGCAGGUCCCAGCUCCUGGUUCGCAGCCGCUCCCAGCUUCCCCUGCGCAAAGUAAACCACUUUUGCAGCACCUUGCCGGCAACCACCGGCACGUACCUUCUGGUUCGCAGCCGGACUCUGGGUUUGACGCACCACUCACCUUCACGUGGCAGUCGGCUACUACCACGCCCCGCCGUCUCUUUGAGGCUAGCCACACUGAUGCAGCGGCAGGGGUCCUUCGCUCCAUGAGUUUUGGUUCGUACGGAGGAGAUUAUGUCAACUCUAGCUUUUCUAAUCCACCUCACACAGGGUCACAUGCGAUCAUCUUUUGGUGGACCUACAUUCGUUGGCAGUCAGGGACUGUCACCUCCCAUCUCAACGCCAAGUGGUUUCGGCCCUCCCCCCGGUUUUAUCCUUACGGCCCGACCUUGUCUCAACUGUCUGGAAAUUUGGUUAGGGAACAAGGUUUUGCCGCACAUCAGGCAUUCUUGGCAAGUACUCGUUCUGUCUCGAAUAGAUCGGAUAACAACUCCACUUCCUCUACUACAAGGAAUAAUUUUGAGGGAUCCCGUAGCAACAAUGGGAGCCGUGGGGGUGGCAAAGGUCGUGGAAAAGGUCGUGGUGGUCGUGGAAAAGGCCGUGGUGGGGGUGCAAACCAAACACAAGCGCAAACACAAAAUUCAGGAGGUACAGCUUUAUGUAAUUCAGUUUUGUCAUCUGAUAGUGCUGUUGUUGCUCUUGCGUCCUGCGGUACUAACAAUUUAUUUGCAGGGAAUUAUAAUGUAGAGGGUGUGUUUGGUCCUAGUCCUACAAAUAUAGUCUGUCAAAUCUGUUUCCAUCCAGGUCAUUCCGCAGUUGCUUGCCCAUCUCGUUAUUCUCAGAAUUCGAAUGCCGCUCUUGCUAGUCUUCCCGCAGGAGAGCAUAAUGAGACUACUUGGUUUCCUGAUUCCGGAGCAUCUUCUCACAUAACUAACGACCUAGACAAUCAGCUUCUCAAAGCUUCUAGUCAAGGCAGUGUCUAUCCCAUCACCCUCAUCAACCAACCUAGAGAUCGGUGGCUUUUGCGUCAAUCACAGCUCCAGGUCCUACGUGGCAUCGUCGUCUUGGUCAUUGUGGUGAUAGAGUAUUAGGUGCUCUUAAGAGAAAUAAAGCAAUUGUUUGUGCCAGUAGUAAUGUGUUUGAUUGUACGUGUUUCAUGUUGCUUAGGAAAGUCUCAUAGGCUACCUUUCCAGGAUGCAAUACACUCGUUUGAUAAACCUUUGCAAUUAGUUCAUUCGGAUUUGUGGCAAUCGCCUAUUUUGUCAAACCUUGGUUUUAAAUAUUAUGUUUGAUUUGUUGAUGA